AUGCAGACGGUCAAACUAGGUUUCCAAGUUAUUGAGGAAACAGUGUCUGACCCUGGAGUUAGUAUGGGAUUGGUCUGGAAGUCUACACUGGAGACUAGAGUCAGCAUUGUACAGGGUAGAACUAUUGUCCAGCUCAUCUCUAUAGUUGUACAGGGUAGAACUAUUGUCCAGCUCAUCUAUAUAGUUGUGCAGGGUAGAACUAUUGUCCAGCUCAUCUAUAUAGUUGUACAGGGUAGAACUAUUGUCCAGCUCAUCUAUAUAGUUGUACAGGGUAGAACUAUUGUCCAGCUCAUCUAUAUAGUUGUACAGGGUAGAACUAUUGUCCAGCUCAUCUAUAUAGUUGUGCAGGGUAGAGCUAUUGUCCAGCUCAUCUAUAUAGUUGUGCAGGGUAGAACUAUUGUCCAGCUCAUCUAUAUAGUUGUACAGGGUAGAACUAUUGUCCAGCUCAUCUAUAUAGUUGUGCAGGGUAGAACUAUUGUCCAGCUCAUCUAUAUAGUUGUGCAGGGUAGAACUAUUGUCCAGCUCAUCUAUAUAGUUGUGCAGGGUAGAACUAUUGUCCAGCUCAUCUAUAUAGUUGUACAGGGUAGAACUAUUGUCCAGCUCAUCUAUAUAGUUGUGCAGGGUAGAACUAUUGUCCAGCUCAUCUAUAUAGUUGUGCAGGGUAGAACUAUUGUCCAGCUCAUCUAUAUAGUUGUACAGGGUAGAACUAUUGUCCAGCUCAUCUAUAUAGUUGUGCAGGGUAGAACUAUUGUCCAGCUCAUCUAUAUACUUGUACAGGGUAGAACUAUUGUCCAGCUCAUCUAUAUAGUUGUACAGGGUAGAACUAUUGUCCAGCUCAUCUAUAUAGUUGUACAGGGUAGAACUAUUGUCUAG
Molecule: messenger RNA, 873 nt
Organism: Biomphalaria glabrata
Lineage: Eukaryota; Metazoa; Mollusca; Gastropoda; Planorbidae
Exons: 3
Coding region: 1-873 (290 amino acids)
Source: RefSeq, a predicted model, not a curated record